Eptesicus fuscus (big brown bat) is the source of this 2673-nucleotide messenger RNA. It is a transcript of the gene SLC16A1, whose product is annotated as solute carrier family 16 member 1. The record is from RefSeq and is a predicted model, not a curated record. The transcript is spliced from 6 exons. Lineage: Eukaryota; Metazoa; Chordata; Mammalia; Chiroptera; Vespertilionidae. Bases 386 to 1882 code for a protein of 498 amino acids. Gene Ontology annotation, molecular function: monocarboxylic acid transmembrane transporter activity. Gene Ontology annotation, cellular component: membrane. Gene Ontology annotation, biological process: transmembrane transport; monocarboxylic acid transport.
UCGCCAGCCGAGCCCACAAAGUGCUGGCGUGCGGCGACGUGACCGGCCGGCCGCGUGGGUGCCCGAGGGAGCCAACGAGGGAGCGGGCGAAGGACGCGACCGGGCCCUGGGCCUCGCGGAACUCCAGCCUUCGCCGCCGCGUCACGCACACACACGCUCGCCGCCGGAGCCGCACAUAACGGCUUCAGAAUACUGGAAGAGAAGUAGAUUCUAGCAGAAAUACCACCUGUUAUAUUCAUAUACUCAUUUAUACUCAAAGUAAUAUAAAGAGCACAAUCCUAACAACACAUCUUUUUGUCAGUUUAAUCCAGCCACUCCGUUUCUUCAGAUUCUGGAAUAAGAUACUCAGAUUUGAACUGCCUUUCGGAAUUCAUCUACCCUUAAAAUGCCACCAGCAGUUGGAGGUCCAGUGGGAUACACCCCCCCAGAUGGAGGCUGGGGGUGGGCAGUGGUAUUUGGAGCUUUCAUUUCCAUCGGCUUCUCUUAUGCAUUUCCCAAGUCUAUUACUGUGUUCUUCAAAGAAAUUGAAGAAAUAUUCCAUGCCACCAGCAGUGAAGUGUCAUGGAUAUCCUCCAUCAUGCUGGCUGUCAUGUAUGGUGGAGGUCCUGUCAGCAGUAUCCUCGUGAAUAAAUAUGGCAGUCGUCCAGUCAUGAUUGUUGGUGGAUGCUUGUCAGGAAGUGGCCUGAUUGCAGCUUCGUUCUCUAACAGUGUACAGGGGCUUUACUUUUGUAUUGGAGUCAUUGGAGGUCUUGGGCUUGCCUUCAACUUGAAUCCAGCUCUGACCAUGAUUGGCAAGUAUUUCUACAAGAAGCGGCCGUUGGCAAAUGGACUGGCCAUGGCAGGCAGUCCUGUGUUCCUCUCUACUCUGGCCCCCCUCAAUCAGGCUUUCUUCGGUAUCUUUGGCUGGAGAGGAAGUUUCCUAAUUCUUGGAGGCUUACUACUAAACUGCUGUGUGGCUGGAUCCCUGAUGCGACCAAUAGGGCCCCCCCCAGCCAGAGCGGAGAAAUAUCAGCCUACAGAAACCAUUCAGGAAGCUGGAAAGUCUGGUUCAAAAGUGGCAGGUGAUGCAAAUACAGAUCUCAUUGGAGAAAACCCCAAAAAGGAGAAAAAGUCAGUAUUGCAAACAAUUAAUCAGUUCCUGGACUUUUCCUUGUUCACUCACAGAGGCUUUUUGCUAUACCUCUCCGGAAACGUGAUCAUGUUUUUUGGACUGUUUGCUCCUUUGGUCUUUCUUAGUAAUUAUGGCAAGAGUCAGCAUUACUCUAAUGAGAAGUCUGCCCUCCUCCUUUCCAUUCUGGCUUUUGUUGAUAUGUUUGCCAGACCAUCUAUGGGACUUUUAGCCAACACAAGGUGGAUAAGACCUCGAGUUCAAUAUUUUUUUGCUGCUUCUAUUAUUGCAAAUGGACUGUGUCAUAUGGUAGCACCGUUGACUAACAGCUAUAUCGGGCUCUGUAUUUAUGCUGGAGUUUUUGGGUUUGCAUUUGGGUGGCUCAGCUCGGUAUUGUUUGAAACACUGAUGGACCUCGUUGGACCCCAGAAGUUCUCCAGCGCCGUGGGGUUGGUGACCAUUGUGGAAUGCGGUCCUGUCCUCCUCGGGCCACCACUUUUAGGUCGUCUCCAUGACAUUUACGGAGACUACAAAUACACGUACUGGGCCUGUGGCAUAGUUCUCAUUUUCGCAGGCAUCUAUCUCUUCAUUGGCAUGGGCAUCAAUUAUCGAAUUAUUGAAAGAAAAAAGAAAGCGAGGCAGCAGAAAAAGGAGAGUAAAGAGGAAGAGGCCAGUAUAGAGGGUGAGACGCCAAAAGCAGUUACCAGCAAAGCAGAAUCGCCAGAGCAAAAAGGCACCGAAGGAAGCCCCACGGAGGAGGAGAGUCCCGUCUGAGCCUGUGGGCUGAAGGGUAAAUGGAGCAGCUUGUGACCCAAGAUCUCUGAAAACGUUCUCCUGGCCUGUCAUCUCCCAGUGGUGCUCAACGCAAAUAGUGGACAUUUGUGUGGAAACCCUACCAGGUGUUCCUGAUGGAAUUUUUGUUUCACUCCUUACCAUUAGUCCAAAUUUAAAAUGCCAUCCUUUGGGGAGGGAGUGGUUGGCAAAGAAUGAAGGGAAGAAGUCGGGUAUGUUUUUUGUUUUUUUUUUAAAUCUUAGCUUUUAACAGUGUCAUGAAGAUUAUAAUAUGUGCCUUAAGUUUUAGUCUUUAGAAUCUUUAAGGAGCCUUAACUUUUCAAACCACUCUGCUGAAUUCAUCUAUUUUAAGUGUUCCGUUAAAAAGAAAAAUAACUUGAUCGAAGCAAAUCUAAAAUUUAAAACUAAUCUUGCUUCAGUGUUAUUUGUCAUACAUUAUCAUACAUUAUCACUGAAAGACUGAGUAGAAAUCUUGGCUGAAAGUUGGGGGUUUUCUAAAAUCCUGACUGAAAUAUUUUCCUAGCAUCAAUAUUUGCCUGGCAUGUGUGCCUGCCUGCUAUAUAUAUAGGAAACUUAAGGCAUAAAAUUUUGGAAAUACCUUGUCUAUUCUAGACACAUUGUACUCAUCAACACCCCAUCUGGUUUCUUUCCUUAGGAUGUUUAUUAUUCCUUUUCAAAGAUAUAUUUUGAGUACUUAUAGAUCAUUGUCCCUUUUGAGAUCACUUAGUAUUUUUUUCACUGUAAAAGUUAGUAUUAAAAUAUGCAAGACUAUA